This is a messenger RNA of Labrus bergylta (ballan wrasse), 2305 nucleotides long. Its product is annotated as saccharopine dehydrogenase-like oxidoreductase. The record is from RefSeq and is a predicted model, not a curated record. Lineage: Eukaryota; Metazoa; Chordata; Actinopteri; Labriformes; Labridae. Gene Ontology annotation, biological process: glycolipid biosynthetic process. Gene Ontology annotation, cellular component: lipid droplet; plasma membrane; mitochondrion.
UUACCGGGCGGGACCUCGAAGUGAAACGUAAACAAUGGCGACUGUAACCUCCAGCAGACCGUACCAUGUUAUCAUUUUUGGUGCCUCGGGGUUCAGCGGGCAGUUUGUCGUGGAGGAGGUGGCCCGAUAUGCCGCAGAGACCCCCGGCGGUGGUCGUGUUAAAUGGGCUGUGGCCGGGAGAAGCAGACAGCGGCUGGAGGACGUGUUGAAGCGAGCCGCGGGGAGGCUGUCCAUGCCUGAGCUGAGGACAGACAUUGAAAUCAUUGUUGCUGAUGUGUCUAUUGAGGAGUCCCUCGCACUCAUGUGCCAACAAGGCCUGGUGAUUCUUAACUGUGUGGGACCUUACAGAUUUUACGGUGAACCAGUGGUCAAAGCUUGCAUAGCAAAUGGAGCUCACUACAUUGAUAUCUGUGGGGAGCCACAGUUCCUCGAGCGUAUGCAGCUAGAGUACCACACCAAGGCUUUGGACAAAGGAGUUUAUGUCAUUGGCAGCUGUGGCUUUGACUCCAUACCAGCAGACCUGGGGAUCCUGUAUACACAGAGGCAGUUUAAAGGAACACUGACAGCUGUGGAGAGCUUCCUGCAAAUCACCAGUGGGCCUGAGGGGUCGUCAGGCCAUGAUGCCACUUGGCAGUCUGCCGUGUACGGUUUUGCAGACAGCAAAUCCUUGAGCCAGCUGAGGAAAAAGUUUGGCCACAGGCCGCUGCCUGUGGUGGGUGCCAAAGUCAAACAGAGGGGUUUUCUCUUUUUCAGCAAGGAGAUUGAGCAGUACACCAUCCCAUUUAUGGGUUCUGACCGCUCUGUCGUCAGGAGAAGCCAGCAUUACCUGUACGAGGAGGAACAACAGUCACCAGUCCAGUACAGUCCCUACGUGGGGAUUGGUGGCCUCUUCUCUGUCGUGAAGCUCCUCUGUGGCGGCGUGCUUUUCUGGUUUCUGGUUAAAUUCAGCCUGGGCAGGAAACUCCUCACCACGUUUCCGUCAUUGUUCUCCUGCGGCUUAUUCUCCAAGUCUGGUCCAACCAUGAAGCAGAUAGAAGACACCUGUAUCAGCAUGACAUUUUAUGGGGAAGGCUACUCAGAGGGCUCAGAUCCCACACAGGGUCGACCCAACACCAAGAUCUGUACUCAAGUCACAGGAGCAGAUGGAUAUCUAAUAACAGCCUCUGCUAUGGUACAAGCUGCUGUAACUCUGCUGAAUGAGCUGCACUCUCUCCCCAGAAGGGGAGGCGUGUACAGCCCAGGAGCUGCCUUCUUUAAAACCAGCCUCAUCGAGCGCCUCAGUAACCACAACCUUAAGUUCUCAGUCAAAAACUAACACCACUUUAUGUUGUUUAAUAGUAACCACUGUAAAAGUUAAAUCACUAAUAUUGACUGAAGAUGUUCAUGAUCCGGUACAACAUCAUCACUAACAUUUUAAAUUGAAAGUUGUGAUUCAUCAGAGCGGUCUGAGCUCAGAACAGAACCACUAAAGCAAGGGGAGGUUUGCUGUUUCACUCAAGUCCACUUCAGAAAACAUCUGUUUUUAACUCGUUUUCUCUUUUCUUUCUGUUGCAAAGCAGCAAGUACUUGCAUUUAAAUCUGGGGGGAAUGUAAACAUGUUUUCCUAUCAUCUUUAAGAUAUCUCACAUUGAUGCAGCAGCUCUACAUCUUUCCAACAAGCUGGCAUAUUUCACACACUAAUCUGUUGACUCUGCAUUCUUGAAAAUGUGUUAGGUUGGCUUUUUGCAAAUCUGAUCAACACACUUAGUCAACAUGCAAACGUGUACUUUAACAUGUAAGAAAACAGGGGUGCCAGUGGCCUAGUGGUUGGUGUUUGCGGCCAAUUUGCAGAGGCUGUAGUCCUCCAGGUGGGCGGCCCGGAUUCAGGUCUGGCCUUUGGCUCCUUUUACCGCAUGUAAUUUCCCUCACUCUCUCUUUCUCCCUGAUUUCCAACUCUAUCCACUAUCUGUACAAUAAGGGCACAAAAAGCCCCAAAAACUAAUCUUAGAAAAACAGCAAAAAAGAAACUUCAGCAGAAACUGAGUAAUUAAAACAGAAUUAUAAAAGAACAGAAACAUCUUUCUUUUGUGACUUAUGGUAAUGCAGAAUCCAUAAUGCAGAACAUCUCUGGAAUAAGAGAUGAUGCUUUUACUGCUUUUCAGCAUCAUUCUGACCGACUGCCAACAGUUUAGAAGUCAUACAUUAUUCUCCUUUAUCAACAAGUUUAAGUAAGUCUCAGAGCUUCUAACAACAUGUCUGUGAAGUUUCUUGUUCUAAAUCCACUCUGAUCCUGUAUUUGAUCAUUACUAUAAACCCCUCUAUUUCA